This is a messenger RNA of Sinocyclocheilus rhinocerous, 1445 nucleotides long. RefSeq names its product F-box protein 45 (gene fbxo45). The transcript is spliced from 3 exons. Gene Ontology annotation, biological process: proteasome-mediated ubiquitin-dependent protein catabolic process; synapse assembly involved in innervation. The record is from RefSeq and is a predicted model, not a curated record. The coding region runs from base 410 to 1285 and encodes 291 amino acids. Gene Ontology annotation, molecular function: protein binding. Gene Ontology annotation, cellular component: SCF ubiquitin ligase complex; synapse. Lineage: Eukaryota; Metazoa; Chordata; Actinopteri; Cypriniformes; Cyprinidae.
AUUCAGAGCAGUUUUGUAGACCCGUUCAAAAAAAAAUCCGACUCACAAGAACGAUUCAUUCACGAAUCAUCAUUAAUGUGAAACAGAAACAGAAAGAGUAACACGUUUGCCUAACGUGUUAUAUAUGAUAUGUGGAUAAUUAUAAUUAAUUUAUAAAGCGACUUAAUUGAAUGAUAUACUUUCGUACAAUCCGUUCUGAUUACUGAGCUCGGAUUUGUUAGCCGCACGCCGUCCAGGACCUUUACAAUAGUCACAUAGCUUAGAUUUUGAUCCAUUUGGCCGCAACUGCAAUAACACCGGGAGAUGUGUCAGCCGAACGCGUUUCGCGGGACAGCGGUGGGGUUCUGACCCGCUGUGCGAUCCGGCUGUGCGGUUGUAAUAACGGUUGCUUUCAGCGGAGGAGUUUGACAUGUCUGGCGCAGGGGUCGGUGGAGGGGCGCAGUCUGCGGGGCUGGGCGCUGCUGCCGCGGGCUGCUGCUCCUCCUCGUCGGGCGCCGGUUCUGCCGCAUUAUUAGGCGGUGGGUCGAGCAUCGCGGGUCGGUUACCCAGCCGAGUUCUCGAGCAUAUAUUCUCCUAUCUGGAGCUGCCGGAUCUCACGAACUGCUCGCUCGUUUGCUGGCACUGGUACAACUGUCUGGCGGAUGAAAACAGCGAGGUGUGGCGGAGUCUGUGCGCCCGCUUGCUCAGUGAAGAAUCGCUGCGCACUGAUAUCCUCUGCAACCUGGCUUCAUAUAAAGCAAAACUGAAGUCUUUCCAGCAUGCUCUGAGCUCCCAUGACUGCUCUAGGAAUGUAUAUAUCAAGAAAAACGGGUUUACUCUGCACCGUAACCCCAUCGCCCAAAGCACUGAUGGUGCCCGUGGGAAGAUUGGCUUCUCAGAGGGCCGGCACGCCUGGGAGAUCUGGUGGGAAGGUCCUCUUGGCACGGUGGCGGUGAUCGGCAUCGCGACCAAGAGGGCUUCCAUGCAAUGCCAGGGCUAUGUGGCGCUUCUAGGCAGCGAUGACCAGAGCUGGGGAUGGAAUCUAGUAGACAAUAACCUGCUUCACAAUGGAGAGGUCAACGGCAACUUCCCCCAGUGCAACAACGCACCAAAAUACCAGAUCGGGGAGAGAAUACGUGUAAUCCUAGACAUGGAUGAUAAGACACUAGCCUUUGAACGAGAUUUUGAGUUCCUUGGAGUGGCGUUCCGAGGGCUGCCCAAAACAUGCCUGUUUCCAGCUGUGUCAGCCGUCUAUGGGAACACUGAAGUGACUAUGGUGUAUCUGGGAAGACCCCUGGAUGGAUAAGUAUUAGAACUAUUAGAAUCGGAAAGCAUCACGACAACUGCUGUUUGACAUACAUAAGACUCUUGGCUUUUCACAUCUUGAGUAAAAAAAAUGGGGAAAUAGGUGGUUGGUGGUGGGCUUGUUGAUGAUGAGGAUGUCCAACACACAUCUGCGGAUUUCA